AUGAAAUUCAUCUCUGCUUAUUACUUGCUGCCUCUCUUUCCUGCACUGGUCUUCAGCGCUAGACAGGGCUAUGAAGAACUGGAAAGACAGCUGAAAGAAGUCUUUAAGGAAAGGAGCAAUAUCCUUCGUCAACUGUCGAAGACUUCUAAAGAACUUGAGGGAAUUAAAGUAAACCUCCAGUCUUUGAAAAAUGAUGAAGCAUCAGCCAAAAAUGAUGUGCAGAAACUUCUGGAACUGGGCCAAAAGCAAAGGGAAGAAAUGAAAUCUCUUCAGGAGGCCUUUCAAAAGCAGCUUAAUGAGGCAACUGAGAAAGCAGAGAAGCAGCAAGCUACCAUUAACUUUCUGAAGACUGAAAUGGAAAGGAAAAGCAAAAUGAUCCGUGACCUCCAAAACGAGAACAAAAGCCUCAAAAACAAGCUCCUGUCGGGAAACAAGCUUUGUGGUAUUCAUGCAGAAGAGUCAAAAAAGAUCCAAGCCCAGCUGAAAGAGCUUCGUUAUGGGAAAAAGGAUUUGAUUUUUAAGGCACAACAGCUAACAGAUCUGGAGCAAAAACUAGCAGUUGCAAAAGAUGAAUUGGAAAAGGCAGCCCUUGACAAAGAGUCACAGCUGAAAGCUCUAAAGGAGACCGUGCAGCUUUGCCUGUCUUCCGUUCUGCACAAUCAGCCUCCUGCUACGAAUCUAAUCCCUUCAAAACCAGCUGAGAAGCUGACAUCAUCAGUUACAAAGGGCUCAAAAGUUCCAUUUCAAGUGACAAGCGCCAAGGUUGGCAAGACAUGUUUGGGGAAUCGCAAUAAUUCAACAUCUCGUUUGAAGACAGCAGAAACAGAGACAAACUUUCAGCAAAAGUUGCACAGCCCUCCGUGGACUAAACCCGAAGACAAAAAAUCACCUGAAAGAAAUGAGAAAAAAAUUGAAGAGUCUGUUAGUACAAAAGAAAAAAAACUCUAA
This is a messenger RNA of Nipponia nippon (crested ibis), 948 nucleotides long. The record is from RefSeq and is a predicted model, not a curated record. NCBI's taxonomy places the organism in Eukaryota, Metazoa, Chordata, Aves, Pelecaniformes, Threskiornithidae.